This is a messenger RNA of Durusdinium trenchii, 300 nucleotides long. NCBI's taxonomy places the organism in Eukaryota, Dinophyceae, Suessiales, Symbiodiniaceae. The record is from the annotation of a GenBank genome assembly.
AUGUUUCACCGCCUGUCACCAAGAAACAUGUCCAGUCACGCAGAAAACCACAUGUUUACCCCAGCGUCGACCAGGUCAUCAAGGAAUCUCCCAAACGCUGCUCGUUUUUUGCAACUGCUAUGCUAUCACAAUUGUCGGGGUGAGCCGGCGCUCCUUGGCGUGCAUGCCCCUACUGACCAGUUUGUCUACCUCGAUUGGGUGUUGUUUAUCGUUUUUGGCAUACAAAACGUGGUGAGAGAUUCGUCUCAGAUCCGCACUUGGCUCUCCAAAGACCUGUGGAAUUCAGGUUUCCUCACAUGA